AUGGGCGCUUCUGCCACCGACAAGAAGGCGGAUUCCGAGCGAGCUGCUCGCAAGGCCCUGAAGAAGGCCCGCAAGGCCGAGCGCAAGGCCGUUAGCAAGGCCAAUGGAAAGUUAGCCAAAGAAGCUUCUGAUGAUGCCAAGAACCCCAUCUCAGGCAAGAAGAAGAAGCAGAAAAAUGACAAGGAGCUGGAGACGCAGCUCUUGGAAAUUGAGAAGAAGCGUCUUCAGAACUUGGCAGAGUCCAACAAGCUUGAAGCCGAGGCCAAGCAGUUGUUGAAGCAGGCUGAGGAUGCCGACAAGCUGAGCAAGCGCGUGGCCAAGGCUCUCAAGAAAAUUACCGAGGAUGGCGACAGCCAGCUACCUUCCAACCUCAAGCAUGACGACGAUGCCGACUCCUCGGACGGCAAGGACGUUGGCGCCUUCGUGAAAGACGCUGUUAAUUCUACCACGGUCAUCCAAAAGCCAAAGGACAACAGUGCUCACGAGGCUAUUGAGAAGGAGAACAACGGCGAAAAGAAGAAGAAAGAUAAGAAGAAGUCUAAAUCCAAGUCUGAGGAGGCCAAGGCCAUCGCAGAGCAUGCGCCCACCGCGAAGGCGAAGGCUGAUGGCAAAAGAAAGCGAGAGGAAGACAGUGCUGAGCAGCCAGUCAAGAAGAAAGAAAAGAAGACAAAGGGAGGAGAGAAGGUUGCGAAAGUGACGACCGAGCCAGACAAGAUUCAAGGCCUCGAGGGAGGAGCAGCUCGACAGGAUAAGUUCCUUAGACUCCUCGGAGGUAAGAAGGCCGGCGUCAAUGCCACCAAACCAGGCAGCAUGGCCUCCAGCCAGGGCAAUUCGGUCCGCGCCGAGGCAGCCAUCCAGCAGCAGUUCGAGGCUGGCAUGAUGCUCAAGGAGAGUGGCCACAAGCGCCGCGGUUUGGGUGCGUAG
Messenger RNA from Trichoderma aggressivum f. europaeum, 924 nucleotides. RefSeq lists its product as uncharacterized. The record is from RefSeq and is a predicted model, not a curated record. The transcript is spliced from 3 exons. NCBI's taxonomy places the organism in Eukaryota, Fungi, Ascomycota, Sordariomycetes, Hypocreales, Hypocreaceae. Bases 1 to 924 code for a protein of 307 amino acids.